CCCCUAUCCACUUCGCCUGAUUUUGCAGCAGCCCUAAAGCGUUUACGACCAGAAAAACACUUUACGCCAUAUGUUCACGGCUCUGGAUCGCUUUGAGUUCGGUGUGUUUUGAGUGCUCCUUUCAUGUGGACGGAGUUUUAAAUUGUUCACGUAUUGCGUGCUUUCGGAUGAGGUACAGGUGACAUGGAGAACUACAGUAAGGAAAAGACAGUGGAACAGCCCAGCCUCUGCCCAUUCCCUGGCCUCCCUUGUGACACACCUGAGGUGCGAGUGAAGGACGGCAGCAAGAUCCGCAACCUCAUGCGCUACGCCUUAAGCCGCAUGGAGGUCAAACCCACUGCGAUGGAGGGUGAGUGGGAGCAUCCUAAUACCGAAGAAGGGGGUGGCACCACCGCAGUCAAGGAAACUCCCCGUCGUCAGGCACCAGAGAAGAUGCCAUGCCGGCAGAUAGUGUUCACUGGGACCGGGAAGGGUGUCUCUAAAGCCAUCACCUGCGUGGAGAUUCUGAAGCGCCGUGUGAAAGGCUUGCACCAGCAGACCAAGCUGCUCUUCAGCAACGUCCUGGAGACGUGGGAACCCUUGGAGCCCACGGCAGGCCUGGACAGCCUCACUGUCAACAGGAACAUACCCGCUAUCUGGGUCCUGCUCUCCAAAGACCCCUUGGAUUCUAGCCUACCUGGUUACCAGGCACCGGGCAACUUUGAUGCUCUGUGGGCACAGGCUGCCAAGGAGGAUGCAGAAGCAGGAGGUGGACAGAGACACGGGGGCAGGAGGAAGAGGGGAGGAGGAGGAGGAGGUGGUGGUGGUGGCCGGGUUAAGGGGCCAGGAGGCCCUGUUAGACAAACCGGUCGAUCCAGAGAGCCAGGGAAAGGUCGGGGUGGUGGGACGUCGACAGAACAGGAUUGAGAUCUGAUUUGAGUGUCAAGGGGACUCACUGACGAGCCUGCUAAACGAACAGGACACUUCCUGUCAUCUGAUUGGGGUGUUAAGAGGACUCACUGACGAGCCUGCUAAACGAACAGGACACUUCCUGUCAUCUGAUUGGGGUGUUCUGAGUGCACCCAUUUUCAACUUUUUUUGUUCAUGUGGUAUGUCUCACUUCCAUGAAGAGAGAGUUCAAGAAAGUGCCUAGGUUUCUUAAAAUUUGUGAUUUUUCAGGCUUGGGUGGAAGGUUUUCCUUCAAAUAACUGAUUUUGUCUGUGCCAUUUUUCCCCCUAGUUUUUCGCUAGUUUGAAUAAGUUAAUAAAAGCCUAUACAUGAUU
Molecule: messenger RNA, 1262 nt
Organism: Esox lucius (northern pike)
Lineage: Eukaryota; Metazoa; Chordata; Actinopteri; Esociformes; Esocidae
Gene: rpp25l
Product: ribonuclease P/MRP 25 subunit-like
Exons: 2
Coding region: 184-906 (240 amino acids)
Biological process (GO): tRNA 5'-leader removal
Cellular component (GO): ribonuclease MRP complex
Molecular function (GO): RNA binding
Source: RefSeq, a predicted model, not a curated record